CGGUGUUUCAACUCCACUUCCAUCUUCUUCUUCUUCGAACCACCGCCGCCUCCGGCUCCGCUCCUCCGUAGCGGCUUAAAUCCGCACCGAAAAUUUUCCGUUCUCUUGGACAGCUCCACAAACGGCCCCGAAUGGACUAUCCUCUUUGUUGAUCUACAGGCGGGUAAUCUUAUAGGAGUGCUCCUUCCGCAACGCCAGUUCCGAUCUCCUCCUCCUCCUCUUUCGUGUAUCUGAGACAGAUAAGGAUGUUGAGACAGUUGACAUCCCGUUGUUCUACCAUCAUCACACCUUUAAUUUGUCAUUCGGCAGAAAAAGUUCACUCACACAUUCUUGGCGAAAGACCUUUGCUUAUAAAUUUCCCAUCCCAUACAUUUUUACGAACUUUCCUUGACCUGCACCAGUUUCACAAUAAAGAUGCCAUUGCAAAGGAGAGGGCUAGGCUUUCAGAUGAGAUAAGCAGAGGAUACUUUGCUGACAUGUCAGAGAUACAUAAAAAUCAUGGCAAGAUUGCUUUAGCAAAUAAAACUAUAAUACCAUCUUUGAUUGCUGCUAAGUUUCCCAACCUGGAAAUAAACUUCUCAGAUGGUAGAUGUGAAAAAUUACCUAGUAAUCCUGAGCAAAGAAUAAAUGAUUCCAGUCAAACAGCACUUCCCUGUGUGACAUUGUUAUCUCUUUCAUUUCGGGCAAGUUCUCAGAAAAUGGUUGAAUCAUGGAGUCUUCCUGUUUUGAAUGCUUUUGGUGAUGCUGGCACAGUGAAAAUAUACGAGGUAUCAUUUAUAGACUCUUGGUUAUUCUCCCUGAGUCCGGUAAAGCGGCUUUUCCUCAAGAUUAUGCUGAAAUCUAGUAAUCCACAGAGGCAGAUUGCUUACUCGUUUGGUGAUCAUUACUAUUUCAGAAAGAAGCUCCAGAUUCUGAAUCUUCUCACAGGGUAUACCUUCCUUCUUGAUAGUUCAGGCUGUAUCAGAUGGCAAGGUUAUGGAUACGCUACUGAAGAGGAAAUUUCAUGGCUUCUAUCGUGCAUUUCUCUUUUGUUAGACGAGAAAUGAGACUCUUCGAGUAUCAUCCUGAGUCUAUUUUUUGAUGUCCUUCGGCCUGAUUUUGUAUGCAUACCUUAGAAGUAACGCAAGCGCCAACCAAUAACGUGCACUAUAACCAGCUCAAUACCGUGUUGUUGUUAAGGAGAUCCGAUAACCUUGAUCACAAUUAUUUAUGAUAGAGGCGCAUUGGCAGUUGAGAAGCCCAGAGUUGUUAAAUUUUUUUUGAGACAUCCACAUUUUGAAAACAUUGAAAUUUAUGAGCGUCAAAAAUUGCUGAAAAAAGAGACGAUAGAUGCUGUGAUGAAGUUGAGGCUUUCCGUAUUAUUUUCUUUAGCAACUCUUUUGCAGACUUGGUGCAAAUUUUCCCAUUCCAUCUUUUGCUAAUGUAUGUCACAGAUAUUCGACCUUU
Messenger RNA from Zingiber officinale, 1446 nucleotides. RefSeq lists its product as uncharacterized. The coding region runs from base 246 to 1046 and encodes 266 amino acids. The transcript is spliced from 8 exons. NCBI's taxonomy places the organism in Eukaryota, Viridiplantae, Streptophyta, Magnoliopsida, Zingiberales, Zingiberaceae. Gene Ontology annotation, biological process: mitochondrial proton-transporting ATP synthase complex assembly. Gene Ontology annotation, cellular component: mitochondrial inner membrane. The record is from RefSeq and is a predicted model, not a curated record.